Messenger RNA from Pieris macdunnoughi, 366 nucleotides. Lineage: Eukaryota; Metazoa; Arthropoda; Insecta; Lepidoptera; Pieridae. The record is from the annotation of a GenBank genome assembly.
AUGGGAAAAAUAUUUCUUGACCACAUUGGAGGAACUCGGCUGUUUCUUUGUGCUGCUUGUGAUGUCGUCCUUACAAAUCGAUCAGAGCUUAUAAGUACAAGAUUCACUGGAGCUACAGGCCGUGCAUUUCUGUUCCACAAAGUAGUAAAUCUAAUUUAUUCUGAGGUGCAAGAUCGUGUUAUGUUAACUGGUAGGCAUAUGGUGCGAGAUGUAUCUUGCAAAAACUGUUGCACUAAACUUGGCUGGGUGUACGAGUUUGCUACUGAGGAGAACCAACGCUAUAAAGAGGGCAGAGUUAUUUUAGAAAGAGCCCUAGUAAAUGAAGCUGAAGGUUUUGAGGAGAUUCCUGUAAAUAAUGAUGAUUAA